AUGUCGCUUUCCAACACGCUUAGUGCCGCCAGUACCCUAAUCGGGUAUAUUGGCACCGAAGUCGCGACCACGGAUUGUUUCAAUCGAGUCCUCUGGCCGCAGCGGUCCUACAAUAACUUCUCUCUCCGAAAUGCCUGGAUCCCCGCCCUGCUCAUGCCACUUGGGGGUCCACUUUAUACCGCCGCUCUCAAGACCGUCGAUACAUUCCUCAGGAAUGGCUUAUUCCUUAGGCCUAACCUCGGGAAUAUGCUGGGGACUGCGUUCUUCCCGGACUCCGGGAUGCACUACCACUUAUACGAAGACGGGGUCCGCAGUAGGGAAGCGCAAGUCCGGAAUGGGAUUUGGGUGCAGGUUCUGCAGGAGAUGCCGAUGAUCGCUGAGCGAAUGGAGAAAAAGGUUGAGGGUCAAGUGGAAGAUGGAAGUCAGAAAAGGGGGCACAUUCGGCAGUUGACUCCUGUCAACCAUCUAAUUCUCUCUCCGGCCAGAGCCGAGAAACCGCCUCCAAAUGUACGAAUGAGGCGCUUCUCGAUCGAUCAGGAUAUUGGGGCCGUCACGCUGCGAACCAUUGUGGCGAUUAUUACUACCGAAAUCACCGGGGUGAGCGUCGCAAUCGCCGUGGCGGUCAUAUGGCGGUCUGCCUUUAUGGUUCUUUGGCUGGUUCCCCUGGUCUUGAAGUUAAUAACUACGACACAGACGUCAGGGGAGACGCCGACGACAACAAAUUUCCUCAUCACAUCUGGGCAGGGGUUUCACAUCAUCGAAGGACCCCCUCAUAUCGUCCUGCAGUUCUUCAGACAUUACGGCCAUCCCAGGAGGAGCCAGUGGAAUGAAAGAGUCCAAAUCGCAGUUGUUUUUGCUUUCGGCCUGAACUUUCCUGUGGGCCUAGUCGUGUCAAUCAUGUGUAUGCCUACUACGCUGCAGUGUGUGUGGACAGGCUACGUGCUCUAUGCAACUUUGGCGAUAGGCAGAGCUUAUACGGACCCUGCAUAG
Molecule: messenger RNA, 990 nt
Organism: Penicillium alfredii
Lineage: Eukaryota; Fungi; Ascomycota; Eurotiomycetes; Eurotiales; Aspergillaceae
Exons: 3
Coding region: 1-990 (329 amino acids)
Source: RefSeq, a predicted model, not a curated record